Penicillium cinerascens is the source of this 1476-nucleotide messenger RNA. RefSeq lists its product as uncharacterized. The record is from RefSeq and is a predicted model, not a curated record. Lineage: Eukaryota; Fungi; Ascomycota; Eurotiomycetes; Eurotiales; Aspergillaceae. The transcript has a single exon. Bases 1 to 1476 code for a protein of 491 amino acids.
AUGGAUUUUGCUUUCUACUGCGCAUCUCAUUCGUUACCAGCCCCAAACCUAACCUGGUUCUCCCAGCUAAUGUGGCUUUAUAAGGACUGUGAUUACGGUGAGAUGAGCCAGUAUCGCCUCGAUGACACAUCUCAGUUUACGGAGCACGAACUAUGGGAACACCACUCGGAUUAUGCCCCGACACCUGGCUAUUGCGGCAGCCCCUACGCAGCGAUAUCGACCCUGAGCCCCUCCCCAUCGAGUGUAGUUGAGACUAGUAUCGAUCCUACGAGUAAACCCGCCCCACACACUCUCAAAUUUCUCCAGCUGUGUGAGUGGGAGGAUGGGAAGACCUACGACGAGGACCCGCCAACGUGCAUCCACUACCGUGUAGAGUGGCGAGUGACUGUCAAUAACAGGGAGGUGUCAAAGGACACGGAAGAGGAUGUUGUUUUGGCACCUAGCGCCUUCUGGCAGCUGUCCUUGGAAAAAAAGUUAGAAAAAGCUCUACGACGCAAGACUGCUCGCCAUCGCCAAGUGAGACCAGAUGAUACCGUCAUAGUGGCAUCAACAACCGAUCGUACCAAGCGAAAAUUGACCAAACGAUUUGACGAUACCGAUAUAUCUUGGACCGCAAUCGAAAAGCAGCUUCUGAUGUGGUCAGAUCUUUUACUCCGUGGAAAAGACCUUACGCUGAAAAUCAGUUUCAACUAUGUAGACGAUCGUCAUUCCUCUCCAUCCGCUGGUCGGAAAGGGGAGAAAAGAGGGAAGUCAUCUGUCACGCAAAGAAUGCUCGGUGAGAGGGACGCACAGCUUGACGCAGAGGAAAGUACUUCUGGCGGGAAGCCAAUUUGGCGCAGCGUUUAUAGUCUGAUGCGAUGUGACUCGUCGACGUGUCAGCAUGGCCCCCAUUGUUGGGUGGACCCAGUGGGGAAAAAACACUACCCGCUCAAAGCUCAUCACAUCAAACGCCUAAUCACCCACGUUGAGAAGGGUGGUGUGCUGGAAGGUCACAAGGACGUACCAGAAGCAGUUCGUGACGAAUUAUACCGGGAAGAACAGGAUAGACUGGGUAGAGACAAGCGCAAGGGAGGCCAUGUCACUGGUGCAGGGUCACCAUAUCCACCUAUCAACAUCAAUGUUUCGUCCUCGCAACCUGCGCCCCAAGGGCUUGAUGUCUCGGUUCCGAAGGCAGUAGAUAAUUUGCAGACUCUAAGCCCACUCGACAUCCCUGGUCUCAGAGAUGUAGCUGUCAAGGAGUACGGGGAGUGGCAGGUGUCGAAUGUCGAGAAUGACACCCUCAAAACUGCAUUUCGAGAAGUAUGUGAUGUAAUGCUCGAAAACGGUCUUGACCUUGAGCAGGUGUAUAGGGAUCAGAAUCCCCAUUUCUUCAUUGAAAAAGGGAUCAAAAUAGGCAUCGCUCGACGUUUCGUAGAGGAUAUUGGGAAGUGGGUUGAAAGCGUCAAGAAAGUCUUACCUGUCCUUGAAAAUUAUUAG